UGCGAGCGGCGGUCGAUUGGUGAGGCCUGGGCAAGAUGGCGUCCUCGGAGCAGGCCGAGCAGCCCGGCCAGCCCGGCCCGAUUCCAGGGAAUGAAAACGUGGUGCCCCGAGAGCCUCUGAUUGCCACAGCUGUGAAGUUUCUGCAGAACUCCCGGGUACGUCAGAGCCCCAUCGCAACCAGAAGAGCCUUCCUUAAGAAAAAAGGACUGACAGAUGAAGAGAUUGACCUGGCGUUCCAGCAGUCGGGCACUGCCACCGAUGAGUCCCCGGCCCCGUCCUCUCAGAUGGGGCCCGGGCCGGGCCCUCUCCUCCUGCCUCAGUCGUACAGUCCUGCGGGCUCCAGAUGGCGAGAUUAUGGGGCUCUGGCCGUCAUCAUGGCGGGGAUUGCCUUUGGCUUCCACCAACUGUACAAGAAGUACCUGCUCCCGCUCAUCAUGGGCGGCAAAGAGGAUAGGAAACAACUUCAGAGGAUCGAGUCGAAUAUUUCCCAGAUGAGUGGCAGCGUGACACAGACAGUGACUCAAUUACAGACGACUUUAGCCUCCGUCCAGGAACUGCUGAUUCAGCAGCAGCAGAAAAUCCAGGAGCUCACCCAGGAGCUGACGACCUGUAAGGCCACCACUUCCACCAACUGGAUCCUGGAAUCCCAGAACAUCAAUGAGCUGAAGUCUGAGAUCUAUUCCUUGAAAGGACUUUUCCUAAACCGGAGGCAGUUCCCCCCUUCGCCGUCCGCCCCCAAGAUCCCCUCGUGGCAGAUCCCCGUGAAGGCGCCCUCCCCCUCCAACCCCACCACGGCCAACCACAACAGCAGCAGCGACAUCUCCCCCGUCAGCAACGAGUCGGCCUCCUCCUCACCGGUGAAGGAGAACCACAGCCCCGAGGGGUCAAAGGUCAGCUGCCACCUCCUGGGCCCGGAGGAGGAGGCGGAGGUGGUGAUCGACGUGAAGGGCCAGGUCCGGAUGGAGGUGCAGGGGGAGGAGGAGAAGAGGGAGGACAAGGAGGACGAAGAGGAUGAGGACGAUGACGUGAGCCACGUGGACGAGGAAGACUGCCUGGACGUCCAGACUGAAGACCGGCGAGGGGGCGACGGACAGAUCAACGAGCAAGUGGAGAAACUCCGGAGACCCGAGGGGGCCAGCAAUGAGAACGAGAUAGACUAGGGACGACCACCUCUCCUGGCCCCCGGCCCCCGCAGCCCUCCCUGCCCGUCCGCUCCCCCGCGCUGGGUCUCCCUGGCCGCGGCGCGGGGAAACCCCUUCUCAAUCCAGCGCCUUCUCCGA
This is a messenger RNA of Tachyglossus aculeatus (Australian echidna), 1280 nucleotides long. RefSeq names its product peroxisomal biogenesis factor 14 (gene PEX14). Gene Ontology annotation, molecular function: signaling receptor binding. Gene Ontology annotation, biological process: protein import into peroxisome matrix, docking. Bases 36 to 1160 code for a protein of 374 amino acids. The record is from RefSeq and is a predicted model, not a curated record. Lineage: Eukaryota; Metazoa; Chordata; Mammalia; Monotremata; Tachyglossidae. Gene Ontology annotation, cellular component: peroxisomal importomer complex; peroxisomal membrane. The transcript has 9 exons.